CAACACGAGCGUGAGCUCUACCACCAACGCGAGCGUUAGCUCCACCAACGCGAGCGUGAGCUCCACCACCAACACGAGCGUGAGCUCCACCACCAACGCGAGCGUGAGCUUUACCACAAGCAGUCCGGCCUCCACCGCCAUCCCGGGCUCCACAGAAGGCUCGAUACCCGGCUACGGACCGAUUCCCACCACGGCGCUGACGUCCAUGACGCCCUCUCCGCCUACAUUGAAGGCUAAUACUACCAUGAGCACAAGCCCAACCUCGACCACGUCGACGACCACCACCACAACGACAACAAAUAGGCCGUCUCCUACGAUCUUGGCAACAGCAUGGACACCGACGUCGAGGACUACUACGACGACUCCCUCAACGUGGGAGGCGCCAGUCAACUCGUCACAUCAGGCACCGCAUCGAACGGUGCUUAGAACCUCGGUGACGCCGAGACCUCUGGCAUCGUCCACGAGCAGCGUCUCGACCGCCCCGGCGCCUUCGCUCACCUUGCCAUCGACCACCACGGGGGUGCCAACGGCCUCCACCCGGUGGAGGACCGUACCGUCUACCCUGCCUCGGCCGGCAGCCACCUCCCCGUCGGCGACGGUCGAGCCUCUGUCGCCGCCGCACGAGGCGGCGCUUAGGCCGGCGGCGGGGCCACCCAGCACCCCGGCCUCGGCAUCGAGGGGCUCGCUGCGCACCCCGCGCACCGGCCACCACCACCACUUCACCACGCCCACCCCGCACAGGAAGCCGCCCUCUAACGCCACGUCCCGGACGCCGCCGACGACGCGGCCGCCGUCGGCCAGGGAGAGGCCGUUCGUCGAGGAGAUCGGCGUCGUGGUGAUGGCGGUGACGAGCCCCCCGCUGCUGGACAACGACUCGGCCCCGGACGGCUGGAACGGCACCUACUUCAACGACAGCUGCCGCAACUACACCAACGACUACUGCGUGCCGGACGAGGAGUACCUCGACAUGAUGCUCGAGUACAUCAUGCCCACCAAGAUGGAGUGGGUCAUCAUCGCCAUGCACUGUGCCGUGUUCAUCGGCGGCCUCGUGGGCAACGCGCUCGUGUGCCUGGCCGUGUACCGCAACCACACGAUGCGCACCGUCACCAACUACUUCAUCGUGAACCUGGCCGUGGCCGACUUCCUCGUCAUCCUCAUGUGCCUGCCGCCCACCGUGCUCUGGGACGUGACGGAGACGUGGUUCAUGGGCACUGCCCUCUGCAAGAUCGUGCUCUACUUCCAG
Frankliniella occidentalis (western flower thrips) is the source of this 1243-nucleotide messenger RNA. RefSeq lists its product as uncharacterized. The record is from RefSeq and is a predicted model, not a curated record. Gene Ontology annotation, molecular function: G protein-coupled receptor activity. The transcript has a single exon. The annotation marks the transcript as partial. Gene Ontology annotation, biological process: G protein-coupled receptor signaling pathway. Lineage: Eukaryota; Metazoa; Arthropoda; Insecta; Thysanoptera; Thripidae. Gene Ontology annotation, cellular component: membrane.